AUGAUAUACGAGUCGAGUAAAAAUUUAAUAAUAAUUAUGAAUAAAUCCGUAUUGAUGUUGUUUUUUGGAGUUUAUUUUUUCGAGUGCUUUUACGCGUUUUCAUUGAAUCAUUCCGGGUUCGUGGGCGAUCCGGCUCCGGGUAGAUCGCCAGGACCUCCGGUACUGCGGGGGAAUUCGAGCAGUAAUUGUCGUUUCGAAGGAACCGUCGAGCAACACGUCCGAGGAGCCGUUAAUUUCACCGUGUCGCAUUCGUUGUUCGAAACAGACAUUUUGGUGCCAGGUGUAACCUACCAAGUUACUGUCGAAAACAACGGGGCAUCGUCUCUAAAUUACGCAAUAAGUUCGUCAAUUGAUGGAAUACCCUCGGGGGUAUUUUCGAUAAUCCAAGACUGCGGACCCCACGUGUUUAGUAGUAAAUUGUCUUCGCAAAGCCGCAACACCGUCAACUGGACGUUCCACGUCGAUAAAGACAUCGACAAAUCGAACGCCACCUUUCAAUUGGACUACGUCACGAACGAAGGCCCUAUAGUUUACAGACUGAUAUACGUUCUCCCUUUGGCGCAAGGAUGCCAGCUGGGGCUGAUCGAAGAGGAAGCCGUCGUGACGAAUGAUGAUCUCCCGCACACUGCCGAUUGUCAAAUAUGGUUUCCGCUUCGACAUAGCGGAGGUCACGGUUUAGUUGUCGAAUUGACGCGACUCAAUGUGCCUUGUUCCAGAGGAUACGUUCAUUUCUCCGGCAUGAACACCACCCGAAGAUCCCGCAUCGACAACUCACUAACCCGAGCGAAAACCCACAAACAAACGCAGCUUUGCGGCAAACUGGAGGAGCUUCCGGAGAGCGAUCGCUUCGUCUAUUUUCCGGCGUCGGGUUCGCCGGCUGCUCCGUCGGCGUCGCGGAUGCGACCCGCCAUGCAUUUACGCGGAAAUCCGAUUUUCUCCGUACGCUAUCGCUUAGUGGAUUACUGCUACAACGUUACGUUCCUGGCCAGGAACGGCUCGUUCGAGCUGAAGCCGCAGGACGAGCUGCAAUGCACUUUUCGCAUACAUCUGCCCUACGGGAACCGCGUCGCUUUGAAAUUGAGAAUCGGCGACGAGGAAGCAACAGAGUCCGUGGAGACCGAUCUCAACUUACGUGACGCCGGCAGCAAGGAGGAUUGCGACGGGUUGCUGUUAGAAAUUCAAGACGGAUCGGCCUUUUGGACCCAUUGCACGAAAAACGGCGAUAUACAAAGACACAUUGAAAUAGUCUCCAGGGAAAACAAACUUGUUUUGAACGUCAGAAUCAAAUCGUCGAAAAAGGCCAGGCUUGGUUUGAGGUUGGUUUAUCACGCUAACGCGGUGGAUAAUAUCGUGGGUAUGUGCGAUUUCGGGUGGGUUACCGUCAGGCAGUUUUGCGUGGGGGUGUUGGAGGGCGCGAAAUUGCCUUGGUCGCAGGCGGAGAUGGAGUGCAAGAGACAAGGAGGGCAUUUAGUGAGCAUCAGAAGCGACAGGGACCAUCACAUCAUCGACAACCUAAUUAUAAACAGUCCUGGAUAUCGUGAUCACAACGCUUACUGGAUAGGAGCAUCUGAUAAAACGCACGAGGGCGAUUUCAAAUGGUCCGACGAAUUCCUGUUUUCUUAUACAAAUUGGUUCCCGGGAUGGGCCCAGCACAACUACUACAACAAACAGCCGAACGACGACGGCCUGAGCGACCAGGACUGCGUCGAAAUCAGGAGAUACUAUCCGCUGCCGACGUCCGACGCCCGGUUAGCCAAUAACUUCAUGUGGAACGACAGGGAUUGCUCGACGCCCAAUUACUUCAUUUGCGAGCGACUUCAAAUCGAUGAACGCUACGGUGAAUGGUCGCCUAAUUGCAAUAAAACGAUAACGCUGUCGAGGGAUCAGCCGAAAGCCACAGUUUCCAGUCCGGGAUUCCCGCGACAGUACCCGGACAAUUCCAACUGCGACGUGGAAAUCGUUGCAUCGCCCGGUUACAAGAUCAUAUUGGAUUUCGAAGAGCUGGUACUCGAAAACGAACCAACGUGUAGCUAUGAUUAUCUGCAAAUCCUGGAAGUACCUCGGAACGAAUCGGCGGCCCAAUCGGCGAUCGAUCCGGACUCGAAUCGGCGAUUGUGCGGCGAUUGGAGUUCGAAGCUGAAGCUGUUGCGAUACGUGAGCCGCUCAUCCAGACUCAAAUUGCGAUUUAUCUCGGAUUACUCUCACCACUUCGGGGGAUUUAAAAUACGGCUCUCCAUAGAGAACGUUUUUCAGUGCGCCGACGAUCGCUUUUUCAUGUUCAACAAUUCCUGCUAUCUCAUCGUCAGUUACCCGGAGGUGAAUUGGAACACAUCGCAGCAGAUCUGCAGAGGAAUGAGGUCGGAUCUGGCGUCGGUUUUAAGUGUAGAAGAGGAACGAUUCAUCACUUCCAGCAUACGAAAAUCGCCCGAAUACCGAACGAGCGCCAUUUAUUGGUUGGGCGCGAUGUCUUCCAGCUCGAGCAAUUUCUCGUGGAUCGAUGGGUCGCCGAUGAUGUACCAAUCCUGGAUUCCGGGUUUAGCGCCGAGCGAUAACGACGUUCUGAAGCACGCCGAGGAAAUGACUUGCCUGAGUUUACAAUGGAUGCCCACACCGGGACACACUCUCCGCAGCGGAUUGUAUUGGAAAGUUUAUCGAUGCGAAGCCAUAGGUGGGUACGUUUGCAAAAGGCGACACCAAACAAGCUCGAGCGUGAAUUACAAUCAAACAAUAAACGGCACGGAGGGUUCGUUAACAUCGCCGAACUACCCGAACAACUAUUACCACAAUUUGGAUUAUUCCAUAAGGAUCGUGGGCCCGGAGAAAACGAGGUUAAUCAUAAAAUUCAUCAACAUUCACAUCGAAUCCCAAUUGGAGUGCCUGUACGACUACGUGCAGCUGAAGUCGCUGUACAGAAACAACGCCACAGUAAUCGACGAUUCGAUGGUAUUGUGCGGCAAUCACGACAAGGACAUGGACAAGUUCAAUUUCGUGUCGGAGACGAACGAGGUGCAAUUGAAAUUCCAUUCGGACUACUCGAUAUCCGAUCAGGGAUUCUCGUUGAUUUGGUACGCGGUGGACGUCUCGGCGUGUCCCAUGCAAACGUUGACCGCCAAAGAAGGGAGCUUCAUCACGCCGAAUUACCCGGACUUCCUGCUGGCCCAUUUGGAUUGCACUAUUACCAUUUUAGCGCCGAGCGCCAGAAGGAUCUGGCUGGAUUUCCAUCGAGAGGAGAACGAUUUCGCGUUCGAGGAUUUCUCGUUGGACAUCAAAUUGGGCAAACGCACCGCCACACACAGGGCGUUCGAAAUCGACGGGUUAUUAACGGAAGGCAGCUACGUGUCGACCGACGAUAAAAUGAAGUUGCAAUUGCACACCGGUGAUCACCCGAUGGGCUUGGGUUUCAGGGCUUCUUACAAAAUAACGAAUACAGUACAAGAAGAAAAAGUUAUUGUACUAAAUAACCGUACUUCGGGAAUUUUAUUGCAUAUUAACUACCCGGACGAGCCGCCUUCUAACGUGGAUUUCCUGCAACAUUUCGUAGCGCCGUUCGGGAACGUUAUUCUACUUGAAUUAUACAAUAUGAGAAUAGCGGACGUGGAUUGCUCGGAUUCCACUAGUUACGUGGAAAUAUCCGACAGCUAUUCGGACGCUAAUGGGACGACGUGGAAACUUUGUUACGACAGGGAAACCGAAUUCGCCGCGUCUACGCCCAUUUACAUCUCAUCGUACUUGAACACCUUACACUUGAGGCAAAUGCACGGCGUUAAGGGAAUAUUGCUAAACGGGACGCUUAAAGUCCAAUACGAUUCGAAUUAUAGAGUUAAAUUGAGGAAUUACAAAGAGCGAAAGGUCGAGUCGUGCUUGCCGAAUCCUUGUCAAAACGGCGGCAAAUGCCUGGAGAGGAAUUCUACCAAAUAUUGCCAAUGCAUCGGUUAUUACACAGGAUUGUUUUGCGCCCUUACAAAAUGCGAAUUGGAGCCUUGCACUUUCGGAACGUGCGAAUUGACUGAUACGAGUUACAAAUGCAAUUGCAAAGCAGGAUACAGUGGAGUUACUUGCGAUCAAAAACGCCGCCCGUGCGAAGGCAAUCCGUGCGAAAGUCGAGGCAUCUGCAUGGAAAAAGGAGACACUUUCUACUGUCAGUGCCACGCUUGGUGGGAGGGUCAAAGAUGCGAAAAACGAAUGUUGCACAUACCUUACAAGCCGCUGAGCGAGAGGAUGCUUCACGAACCGUUUUGGCUGGGACUGAUGACCGUCUUCGUUGUGAUGGCGGUCAUCGGGCUAGUUUGGUGCGCCAAGAGACACUUUCCUGAAAAAAUAGAGAAAUUAUUAGCCGAAGAAGACAGCAGAAACAGAUCCACAGUGUCAUCAUUGCGAAGCUCUUCGGUGCGCGAACAACUGGCGGCGGCGUCGGCGUCGGCGAGCGGCGCGACGAGCGCCAGCGGUCAGGCGUCGGGACCGUCGACGCGCUCGAUAUUCGGCCGCCUGGGUAUUCGAAAGCCGUCAAUUCUCAGCCUGACCAGCCCACACGCCACCACCGGAUACGAGGCAGCCACCGCCCGUACUUUUAGUUUGGACGAUUUGUUAAAGCCCCCGAGACGUACACCUUCGCCUAAAAAGAAGAGAAACAAUUCAACCCCAACCAAAAAAAAUAUAGCCGAUAAAAGGCAAAUCCUGCAGCAACUGGUCUCGCCCAAGCCGAAUUCCAAAAAAGUGAGCCUGGGCGAGCUGAUACAAUUGAGCGAAUUGAGACCGAACGACGAAGGCAAACCGACGCCCAAGAAGAAAUUAAUCGAAGACGCCGCCCAGACGGCUCUGAUCGAUCCCAAGCUGGAGAAGAAGGUGACGUUCGCUCGCCUGCUGAACAAAGUAUCGGCGGAGAUGAGCUCGGGUAGCGAGGUGGAACUGGGCAUCAUGCAAACCAACAGAAUGGGCUGUCUGUUCGCCAGGCCGGCGAGCACGCCGCCCUCGCCCACCGUCGACACCAGAUCGCCCAACAGCAUGUCCAGCAAUCAAGAUUUGCUGAUGAACAGAAGACACAGCAGAUUGCCGAACGGGCGGCAGAAGCCGGCCAGCGCCGAGUCCAUACUGGCGAUGUUCAGGAACUUUUCGUCGACGAACUGCACGUCUUCGUUGAAGGUCACCCCGUCGUCGACGCCGACGGCUUCCAGUCCCCAGGACGAUAUAGCGGGCGAUGACGAUUCCUCUACGUCUUCGAUACACACGCCCGUUUCGUUCUCCAGCGGAGUGCUGGAGAGUCCGGUAGUGCAGCACAACGUGCAGAGCACUAUCGAGGUGUCGGUCGUCGAUCCGAUGAACGCGCACAAAUCGCAUGCCGGAGGAAGUAAUUUAUUGCAUCCGCCAACUAUUUUACUCGAAAUACCGAGCACAAUCAACAAGUGCCUUUCGCCAAUUAGAGAAAUGCCUACGCCUCUACCUUCGCCUAUGCCGUCUCCCGCACUGACGCCUAUCGUGUCUCGACGCAGCAACGUUUCUUCGUCGCUGGACGAAGCAGAACUGAGCGACGAUAGAUUAUCCAUAGAAAUACCGAAUAUGUCGAUGAGUACAGACGUCGAAGACGAGGAAAUCCACUGUCCUGAUAUUGCUAUUGAUCUACAAGCCGAAGACGGGCUCAUCUUAGAAGAAGCUGCUGCCUUACAACAAUCAUUGUACAGAUCUAAAGUUCGCCCUCCGCCGGUCGGUCAAUCGCAAGACAGGAACAAACCGGCUAUUACGAUAACAAUCGAACCGCCUCCUCUAGUUAUACCAACAUUAACAUUGCAAACACCAUCUCCUACGCAACCUAAAUUACUAUCUCAAACGUUUCCGGGUUCACCUCCCCCUCACAGAGCGUCCGUUCCGAACGCGCAGUAUUUCCAAUUUCCUUCGCCGAAGCAAUCCAGAAAAAUGCUCAAGAACUUCGACAAACCCACGUCGUUGGACCUGCCGUGCACGCCUCCGAUGAUCACCAUCACCUGUAACAUGAGCGAAAUCGAAUCGGAUACCGAGUCAAUAUCACCAGCGAUCAAAUCCUCGGCCGGACUGGAAGCCACUUCCUCGGGCAUGACCUAUUUGAGCCCGUUUUCGAUACAAAACACGGCGUCGGAAAGCAACCUCAGCAGCUCGGGUUACAGCUCGAUGGCCAGUCCGGGCCCCUCUCGCUGCAGCUCGAAUAACCCAUUGUGUCCCAAUGAAAUCGACGAAAAUGGAAUAUUCCAUAGGAGGCAAUCGUUGACUCCGGUGUUGAAAUCGAACGCGGCGAACGCCGAUUCGCCGCAACAGGGUCGAGGUAGGUCCGAUUCCGAGACGUUAUCGGACGAUCUCCACGUGGAAUCUAACGACGAAGGCAUCGGUACCGAUCACAUCGACGAGAAAAUAGACGAGGGGGAACUGAAGAGCGCCAAAGAAUUGGAGGUUUUUAUGGUUACCGAAGGCGAUUUCGCCAAACUUAAAGACAUCCCCGAGAAUAUAGAAGACACACUGGAUAGGCUACUACCUCCCGUAAACGUUUUCAAUAAAAACUCAUUGCAGUUGCCGUCUAUAGUGGUGCAAUGCGAUUCCCCCGGGUGCGAUAAACACCUCAGCCCCAUGAGCUCGCGGAGCGAGAGCCCUCUGAGCGAUCGCACCGCCGGCAUGGGCAGAUUCUCGCCGCAGUUCUACGGCAAGAACAAGGACGUGCUGCCUUUCACCGACUCCGACGGGCUCUACGACUUCCCCAGCUCGGACAAGGUCAACGUCACCACCAACACCCACCACAAGAAAUGCGGCAGGAAGCGGGAGAAGAAGACGACGCGCAACUGCAAAACCCCCAGCCCCACUAAAGCGGCUUGCCCCUACCUAGACAUACCCAAUAAGGAUUUGUACAAAGUGCCCCCGCCUAGGAAAUUAAGCCCUAAACGUAGAAUCACCAGGUCUCAAGUAGUCAGUUCUUCAUCGAGCUCGGAUAGCAUAGUUUCUACCGCGAAAGAGGUGAAACUUUCAUCGUCCAGUCCCAGUCCGGAUACCAUCCGGUGGUCUUCGCCCGUCGCCUGGAUCGGCGAAAAGUAUUCCAAAACCGGAAAGCAACUAUACCAAGAAAUACAACCUACGGAGUCUAUUCCGCUAGCCCAAUCACCGGAUUUUUCCAAAGUUCACUACGGCAGUCAUCAAAAAUUUAGUAAACUAAGAGCAAUAAGUCAUCAAAUUAGAUUUUUAAGGAGAUUAGAGCAAAGUUUGAAGAGGCGCGAGAGGGCCGUCAGUCCUUCGGAUAGCUUCGACAGCGACGAUGAGUCGCCGCGGGCGACUUCUCCGCUGCUGCAGCCGACGAAGAGCGCCAAGCCGGAGAUCAAGAAGAGCUCGAGCAUCGGCCGGUUGCAGGGACUGAACAACGAAGCGAGGAAGGGUUUGUCUAGGAGUCGAAACGAUUUAGCUUUGCGCAACGAUCAGUCGUCGUCGCUUAAAGCCGUUCUAACGGAAUGA
This is a messenger RNA of Phyllotreta striolata, 7458 nucleotides long. The record is from the annotation of a GenBank genome assembly. NCBI's taxonomy places the organism in Eukaryota, Metazoa, Arthropoda, Insecta, Coleoptera, Chrysomelidae.